Molecule: messenger RNA, 372 nt
Organism: Penicillium angulare
Lineage: Eukaryota; Fungi; Ascomycota; Eurotiomycetes; Eurotiales; Aspergillaceae
Exons: 2
Coding region: 1-372 (123 amino acids)
Source: RefSeq, a predicted model, not a curated record
AUGAUUAUUGGAGUAUGUUCGAACUCCUCCAUUCGCGAAGGCGUAAAGGAAGCCGCUGCGCCAAAGAUCAACGACGACCUAAAACUAGUCGAUCUUGACUUGGAGCCAGUAGCCAGAUGGGUAAGUGAUACAGGCACGAAGAACGAUCCACCGCAAAGCCCUAUGCAUGUGAAAGACUUGCCGUCUACGGAUUCUCCGCGUGGUAGUGUGCCACCUGUUCGAAUGGCAACCCCUCUAAGGCCAACACCCAUGCAUGCGAACGAUUCGACUGGAGUAUCGCAAAUGGACAGGUCCCAGAAUCGUGUGUUGGGAAACAAGAAUCAAAACCAUGAAAUUUUCAUUAGGCAGAGGAUAGCCCAAGGACGGAUGUGA